Pogona vitticeps (central bearded dragon) is the source of this 3192-nucleotide messenger RNA. NCBI's taxonomy places the organism in Eukaryota, Metazoa, Chordata, Lepidosauria, Squamata, Agamidae. The record is from RefSeq and is a predicted model, not a curated record.
AUGCUGGGGUUGAGGGGAAAGAGUCUUGACAAGUUGCCUAUUGAGUUUAUGGCUGAGAUGGACCCGGUGCAGGCGGCGGUGAUCAAUCACACCUUUGGGGUCCCCGUAGCCAAGGCCAAGCGCCCCAUCAUCUCUUGCAACGUCUGCCAGAUCCGCUUCAAUUCGGAGAGCCAAGCUGAAGCACACUACAAGGGCAACCGCCACGCUCGGCGAGUAAAAGGAAUUGAGGCAGCCAGGACGCGGCAGAAGGAAUCGGGGACCCGUGAGGGAGACAAGCCGGCACCUGUGGGCAGCCCUUCCUCUAGCACUGGCGAGAGUGAUUUUGAUCGCACAGCUGAGCAGCUGAAUGGCCUGGGGAAUUUGGCAACAGUGCCCUCUGUGCCAGCUCCUUCCUCUCCAGAGAAGCAGCCCUGCCUGGCGCCCCCAGCAGCAGCUCCAGCACCCCACUCCACCCUCUGCCCGGAGGUUAGCCAGAGCUCCAAGAGUGGGCCAGCCUGGGGGACCAAAGUGGGAGAGAUCUCCACAGGGGUGGCAGCGGCGGCGGCACCACCACCACCAGCCACUUCAGGGGCAACUCCCCAAAGCAACGGAAGCACCAAACCUGACGAAGAGAAGGCCAAGAAGCUGUUAUACUGUGCACUCUGCAAAGUGGCCGUCAAUUCGUUGUCUCAACUCGAGGCCCACAACAAAGGUACAAAGCACAAGACUAUCCUGGAAGCACGCAGUGGGUUAGGGCCCAUCAAGGCAUAUCCACGCCUAAGCCCUACAGCUGGAGGGGAGCCAGGCAGCCAAGACCCUAGUGCUCAGGAGAGAACCUUCCACUGUGAAAUCUGCAACGUCAAAGUCAACUCGGAGAUUCAGCUCAAACAGCACAUUUCCAGCCGACGGCACCGAGAUGGAGUAGCUGGGAAGCCCAAUCCCUUGUUGAGUCGGCACAAGAAGCAGCGAGGCAUGGCAGAGCUGCCGGGCUCUCUGGCCUUCCCCAAGGAUCUUCCCAAGUCACUGGCAGCUGGAUUAUUGCCCAAUCCUCUGGCUGUAGCAGCUGCCAUGGCGGCCGCCGCUUCCACGCCGCUGACGCUUCGACCAGCUCCGACGCCACCCCUGUUGCAGGGCCCACCUCUGACGCACCCGCUCCUGCGUCCGGCCCCGGGACCCAUCCGAACUGCACACGGACCCAUCCUCUUCUCACCGUACUGAUGCAGACCGCCCACCCGCCUGCCUGCCAUAGUCCUGGGACUCUUAGCCCCACUGGAACCGCCCCCCCUGGCAACUAGCAACCAGUCCCAGCAAGGUCACACGGCGUCCAGUCCCAUCCAGUGGGAGCAUCUUACUCUCCUCCCUCUCUUCUUUUUUUUUCUUUUUAACUGGAAGUGGAGUUAUUUUCCUGAGAAGAGCAAAAGGGACAAUCCCACCCUUCCACAGACACACACACACACACACGUACGCAGGCCGGCUCUCAACCCCCAACUGGGGCCCCAGCCAAAUCCGCACAAGUGCUGGGUUCCCCCCAUGGGUUGGGGUGAGCUGUGUUUCCCUGUGUGUCUCUGUCUGUGCGUGUGUGCGUGCACAUGUGUGUGUCAGUCCCAUCUCCCGAGGUACGAAAGGUUGGGGAGAGGCAUGGCCUCCCCGGGACUCUGUGGAGCAUCGAAAGGGGGAGGCAGUUCUGGUACCUCAGGGACUGAUCAGCAAGCCAUUUCUUUUCAUCCCAGAGCUAAGGAAGGGGGAGUCUCCCCCCCCCGACUCAUACAAGCCAUUGUCCACUUGCACUGAGAGGUGGGGUGUGUAUGUGUAUGUGUGUGCAGGACAGAAGACAGGGCCUCUGGAAAAAAGAGCCCCUACUGCAAUAAUGCUGGCCGGCACCUCCAUGUACAUAUCUCCCCCCUGGGUUUCCUCACUGGCCCUUCCCUGUGCUGGUCCCGCCCUCACUGCGCUUCCAUGCAACCAGAGCCCCCUCCCCAUCAUGGGGGGGGAGGCCCUCUCACUGCUGCACCUCGACAAGAGACUGACAGAGCAAGUACUGUGCUCCCAUUUCCUGUUCCCUCCCAUUCUUCCUGCACUAGACGGCAGACAGAAGACAUAACCCAUUCAGCCGCGCUUUUCCCAUCCGGAGGAAUCCAGAAGCCUUCCUCCUCUGAGCUGAAGAAAGGGUGGCCUCGUCGCCAAGCCUGCCCGUGAUCUGAGGGCUCAGGGGCUGCUCCUUGGUGGAGAAGGGUGGGGAUCUCUCUCCUUAAGAGCCACUUGCAUCUCUUUCUGCCUGUGGCUUAUUUGUGCUGUUGCCAUGGUAGCACAACAUCUCUCUCUCCCUUGCCGUCCGCCCCCUUUUUACUGUGCAUACAGAGUUGGGUUGCCAUCUCUGCACGCCUUUCUUGAGCGGGUGGGACAUGAACCAAGAGGCCAGGUGAUACUUUUUCCUGGAGAUUUUAAGCAGCCCCAUCCCUUCUAAAGCCCAGCACCACCCAGAGUGCAUAAAAUCCCAGAUGCUUGUUAAAUUCCCUGGCACACAUCCUAGUUGGCACCUGUCAGUGGACUCUGUGUGUGUGCGGGUUUGUAUGUGUUUGUGUGUGCGUGUGCAUAUGUGCAUUUGCAUGUGUUGAUUAAUCCAACAAUAGAGUCCAUUUCUCUCUCGCUCUCUUUACACAUGCAUACAUGCACACACAUACAUAUACACACCCACCCACCCACACAGACACAAUGCGGCCUGCAGUUUCCCAUCUACCCAAGCAGAAGUACAAUGCAAGGCUGUGAAUAACACCCUGCGGCCCAGGGAGGAAGGUCUUCCAUGGCAUGGCCGAUGCACUGCUACCCAUUAUUCUCCCUUCUCCUUCUGCUCCUCUACAAAACUGUGAUUGAUGUUCAGAGCAAUAGAGAAACUGGCGUGUAGGGGGGAGAAGGGGGCCUACCCUUCCCCCCAACUGGCAUGAAACACGCCAGACCUGCCCCAUGUUACCUCAAUCCUUGGAACCUGCAGGGCAACCUGUCCUUCUCCGUCCACCCAUCUCCAGGGGUCCCUUUCCACCCCCAGAGUGUCUGUCUGCCCACCAUCCAUUCACCCAUGCUAGACUCUUGCCCUGCUCUGCCCCUCCCCGCCCCCCCCCCUUGCUGACAUCCAGAUUGCCUUUCUGCUUCAUCCCUCAUAGCACCUUCGACUCCUGCCCUUGCCUCCCUCGCCCUUGACAACAAUAAAAGGAGUGA